AGGCAGCGCCACGGAGGAGACGGACGUCUACGUCGAGAGCAUGCUCCGUGAACCACGGGUGCAACGUAACACGUGUUAGGUCGGGUACGUUUACUUGUAGAGAGAAGAUCCAGAAGAAACGUAGUGUGGCUCCGCUGGCAACGUAACCGAGCUCCUCGCCGCCGAAUCCCAUUGUAGCAGCAUUAGCAGAACACACGGAUCACGUAGAAGACACAAAAUUGUGCAGCGGCAAAGUUGCGCAGCUAAAUACCCCAACCAUUCACGCCGGAAACAUAGAUCUUGAGAAAUUCGGGCGUUGCAACGGUGCAGAAGGGCUCUAUGUGCUCCACCGUGACUUGGGCGAAUGGUACUUUAGUUUCCAAGAGCUUGCUACUGUGGUAUCGCGAGAGGUGCGUCCAGGUGGCCUGUAAUCCGGGUGUGCAGCAGCGGCAAAAUGCUCAACGAGAUCAGGGCGGCGGUACUGUUCUUAGUAAAUCUGAUCGAAAGAAGCGAAAAAUUUAGUCCCGAUCAAUUGGAAUGCUUCAAGCGGCACCUGGUCGAACUGCUGACGGAACGCUUCAAGAAUCACUGGUUCCCCGACAAGCCGUUCAAGGGCCAGGGCUACCGUUGCAUCCGCGUCAACGGCCACAAUCGUCGGGACGCGACCCUCGAGAGCGCCGCGAACGCCGCCGGCGUCAAGUACGAGGACCUGGCACUGCCGGUGGAGUUAACGUUGUGGGUUGAUCCUAACGAGGUGUGCUGUCGAUUUGGCGAGAGCAAGGGUUCGUACUGUACGCUGGCAUCAUUCGACGACAAGGAGAACACCGUACCCAUUUUCCAAGCCGAGCGUAACGAGAACAGGGAAAACGAGAAUAAGCCAGCCCACGUGGGGCCUAUCAAGAUACAGAAAUCCCCUCUAACCACAAGCACAGAACAACAACAAUCGAAAUCAAAACCAUUAAGCAUCGCCAAUCAAAAUCAACAGCAUAGCAAUAACGGUACAGGUAAGAGGCGCAACUUGAACAGUCCUAGGCUGCACCUGAACAGAAAUCGUUCGUGGUUCGGCCAUUCCUUCAGCAUGGGUUACGGCCCUCAUCCAAUUAACCAGCCGUGGUACAACGUAAUGCCCCCGCAUUUCCUCGGUGGCCCCUCGCCGCCGCCCUUUAUGGGACACCGAGGGAACAAGUGGGUACAUCAGCCCUCUUAUCCCGCAGGACCCGCCCGUUUCCACCAUUGGUCUCCCAAAGCUGCUCUUAAGGUAUAAAGAGAAUAUCGUUUUAAGAAAACACUUAAGAAACCUGUUUCUUCGUGAAGAAUGAAGAAAAUUUGAAACGAAAAAAAAAAAAAACACGUAAUUGCUUGUUUUCCAGAAAAUAUUAUUGCAAUACAUUAUUGAAUAGUAUUUUAAUUGAAAUACGUUCGUGAUAUACGUAUGCAGGUGGAGAGUGUAAAUUUUUAUAUUGGGAACAGGUUUAUUAACGCGUUUCACAAUAACGAAAAAUUAUCCAUCCUGUAAUUACAAAUGACCUUGUUCGAAUUAAGGCUUACGAUUUUUUAUGACGAGAGGUAUCGCAUUAUUACAUGUUAUACGUAUAUAUAAUAAUAAAUUGGAGUAAUGAAUGUUUUUAACUCCGGAUGCAAGGUUGCUUGUAAAAAGGUAGACUAGUGGCAAUUCGAAUAGAAAUAGUAAAAAAAACGAUGCAUUAGUAUAUGCGUGAAAUGGAAAUAGAUGUCAUAUCAUGACAAGUUGUUUCUUCGAUCAAUUCUUGAAAUAACAAACAUUUAUGUGGAAUAUAUAUAUAUAUGCGCGAUGAUAUAUCGAGAAAUUGAGAGAGAAUCUGUUUAUCUUUAUCUAAUUGUCGCAAAUCGAUGAAUUGUAUAUCUGCUUUGUUACAUCUGUUUUGUUACAUCUAUUGUUGUCAUAUGCGUUAUUGAAGCUGUAUAAUUGAUUGGCAACGCCAUUUGUUUAAGCGUUAAUAAUUUAUAAUAGGAGACAAACAAUGGGAAUGAUUCCGAAAGUUUCUGAAAUUUGACGCGAUUAUUUUCGGUAUAAAAUACAGUGUAAUAAAAUUUAUGAUUUUGUCACGUCGUAUAUGUUAAUAUAUUCGCGUUCAACGACAAAGGCCGUCCCAUAAAGCAUCAUCGUAUUUCUUUCUUAAAUGAUUUACUUGAAUCUGCUCCGGCAAAUCUUUCGAGGGGGGGGGGGGCAAUGCAGGACGGUGUUAUGCCAUCAGUUGUAUAGCCUUAAGAAGAUCGUAAUUACAAUAUUUUUAUUUUACAUCGAAAAAAUAUUUUUACAAGACAUAAUACGCCGAAUGAGACACAGAAAGGCUUUAUUUCGUGCCGAAAGGAUGCCUCGCGUUAGGUCAAAACUUUCGAAAUUAAUCCCGUUGUUUGUCCCAUUAUAGUCUAAUUUAAACUGGACUAUAAAUAACUGGUUUUGUUCCGAUAUGACUUUAAUGUUCGCUAAUAUUUGCUCUAUAGUAGAUUUUAUUUGCAUAUUAGCUUAUAUAUCGUAAUAGAGAAUU
Wasmannia auropunctata (little fire ant) is the source of this 2507-nucleotide messenger RNA. RefSeq names its product maternal B9.15 protein-like. Gene Ontology annotation, biological process: negative regulation of cell population proliferation; negative regulation of mitotic cell cycle. The transcript has 3 exons. The record is from RefSeq and is a predicted model, not a curated record. The coding region runs from base 434 to 1243 and encodes 269 amino acids. Gene Ontology annotation, cellular component: nucleus; cytoplasm. Lineage: Eukaryota; Metazoa; Arthropoda; Insecta; Hymenoptera; Formicidae.